AUGGCCAAGGAAGUUCAUGCACUCAUAACUGACGGGCUCUCUCCGUACGUAUACAACAUUCUCUCUCUCCCCUCCCUCACAAAACCAUUUCUUGGCUCUCUGCUCCGUAUUGUUUCCUUUGCUUUACUCUCUCUUCUCUCUGCUCCAUAUUGUUUCCUUGGCUUUACUAUCUCUUCUCUCUUCGUUUCUACACACUUUUACUCUGUUUUUGAUCUGCUGUUUGGAGAGAGAUUCAUGGGUUUUGGAGAUUCUAACUUCGGACGAGCUUCGGAUCGUCGACUUCCUCCUGAUUAUGGUUCUGAUGGGUUUCUUACAAAGAGUCCAGACACAAACCCGUUUCUCAAGAAUCAGUGUUACAGCAAGAGUGGUGGUGCUCUGGAUUUGCGUAGAAAGCUUAACAAAAUGGGUAUCUCUUGUGACAUGAGCAUUUGGACCAUACCUGAAGAAGAACCUUUCCGGGUCGACCCGGGUGAUUUCGGGUCUAGAGCUAGAACUCUUCGUGGGUCUUCUGGGUUUGAGCAGGAGGAUCUGACUGGAGGAGCUGCUUCUCAGAUUCAUCAUGAUGGGUUUCGAAACUUUUCCUCUGUUCGUCUGCAAAACAACAACUUUCAUGGAGCUUCUUCUCCGGAAGAGCUUAGAUUGCUUGGCUUUCAAGGUUCCUUUAACCCCAACAGAUUCCAAGAGAUGAUGGCUUUUAAGAAUGUUCCCAUUGUUAAGCGUAUCUCACGUCCUAGUCUCAGAAGCGUCUCUUGUGGCAACGAUGCGUUGAUGUUUGAAGGAAAUAAGGUUUUUCGAGCUCCAGCCGCCAUAGAAGUUUACAGAAAGCUUGGACCUUUUUCUACAAAGGAUAGUCUGAUUGGGAACGAUGAGUUCAAGGGUUCGUUGAUGGCUGAAAGGAAUAAGCUUUAUCAAACCCUAUCCGCCAUGGAAGGUUCUGGAGCUUCUUAUCCAGAAGAGAGUACUCAGAUGAGAAGGUAUUUGAAGGAAGAUGAGCCUAAGAUCAAUGGUGGUUUGCCUCUGGAUCUCGUCUCAAUGGUUAACAGUUACGGAUCUGUGAACUUGAUGGCCAAAGAUCAGAUUGGUUGUCGAGUUUUGCAGAAACUGGUCGAAGAAGGAACGUUUCAUGAAGCUUCUAAGGUUAUAUUCCAUGAGAUCAUUGACCAUGUUGUUGAACUCUCCAUGGAUCCUUUUGGGAAUUACAUCGUCCAAAAGCUGUUAGAUGUGUCUGAUGAGGAACAGAGAACGUUGAUUGUGAGUGUGUUAACCUUAAAACCAAGGGAGCUUAUCAGAAUCUGCCUUGACACUUAUGGGACAAGGGUUGUACAGAAGAUGAUUGAAACCGUGAAAACUAAACAGCAGAUUGCAUUGGUGAAGUCAGGUCUUAGACCGGGCUUUCUUGCUCUUGUUAAAGAUCUGAACGGGAAUCAUGUGAUACAGAGUUGCUUGCAGUUCCUUGGUCCUAAUGACAACAAGUUUGUGUUUGAAGCAGCUACAAAGUACUGUGCAGAGAUAGCAGUUCAUCGCCACGGAUGCUGUGUGCUUCAAUGCUGCCUUAUAAACUCUGUUGGACCACAACAUGAGAGACUCGUCGCUGAGAUAUCAAGAAACGCACUUCAUCUUUCACAGGAUCCUUUCGGGAACUAUGUGGUGCAGUGCCUAAUAGAGCAAGAAGUUUCUGCAGUGAAGUUGCUGGUUCAGUUUAGACUGCAUUACGCCGAGCUAGCGACUCAGAAGUUUAGUAGCCAUGUGAUUGAGAAGUGUCUAAGUAUGUAUCCAGAGAGUCGGGCUGAGAUCGUCCGUGAGCUCCUCUCUGUUCCAAACUUUGAAUAUCUUCUGCAGGAUCCUUAUGCGAAUUAUGUGAUCCAAACAGCUCUUUCUGUAACCAAGGGAGCUGUUCGAGCUAGAUUGGUGGAAAAGGUUGAUAGGUUUGGGAAACUACAGUCGAAUCCUUAUUGCAAGAAGAUAUUCUCCAAGAGCAUCUUCAAGAUGUGACUUUGAUUAGUACCCAAAAAAAAAACAGUUGGUAUUUUGUAUUUAAAGACCGGAUAGGGCUUUAGAAAGAGACAAUCCCUUAAUGUUUUUGGUGUCAGUCUCUUCUUUCGAAGUGACUAACCUGCUAAUCUGUGUUUUAGGCCAUUACUCUUUCAUAUAGUAGAUAUAUAAGAGACUCUCUCUCUCUUUCUCUC
Camelina sativa (false flax) is the source of this 2186-nucleotide messenger RNA. NCBI's taxonomy places the organism in Eukaryota, Viridiplantae, Streptophyta, Magnoliopsida, Brassicales, Brassicaceae. The record is from RefSeq and is a predicted model, not a curated record.